Molecule: messenger RNA, 1365 nt
Organism: Salvia miltiorrhiza (redroot sage)
Lineage: Eukaryota; Viridiplantae; Streptophyta; Magnoliopsida; Lamiales; Lamiaceae
Product: protein EXORDIUM-like 2
Exons: 1
Coding region: 229-1119 (296 amino acids)
Source: RefSeq, a predicted model, not a curated record
AUGGGUCCAAUUGAAUCAGCUUCAGGUCAGGCGCAAACCCAUACACAAACACGGACGUCAACAUCACCUGCAACGCGACGAUCCAUGUCAUCAAAGAAAACAUGCCAGCCUGGCAUUAUAUUCUCUCACCCAAUAAUUUUACUCCACGUGUCCAAGCGAUGUUGACAAUCCCCUCCACCAUAUAAAUAGCAGCUGCAUAUCUUCUCCUUUCCUGAAAACGUAAAAACCAUGGCAGCAAAUGACUACUUUGCUCCUCUCUUCCUCAUCUUCAUCUCCUCUUCCAUGGCCGCCCUUGUGCAGCAGCAGCCUCUGCUACUCAAGUACCACGACGGCGCCCUCCUCAAGGGCACCGUCACCGUCAAUUUGAUCUGGUACGGCACCUUCACCCCCACGCAACGCUCCAUAAUCAUCGACUUCCUCGAAUCCUUAAAUUCUACACAAACCCCCAUCCCCUCCGUCGCGUCGUGGUGGAGUACAACGGAGAAGUACAAUUCCGGCCAAGCCGCAUCCACCGCCGUCGUCGCCACCAGGCAGUUCCUCGACGAGGAUUAUUCCCUGGGGAAAUCUCUCAAGAGCUCCCAAAUCAAAUACCUAGCCGCAAAGGGGGGCCACGCUAACGCCGCGAUUAACGUCGUCUUGACGGCCAAGGACGUCGCCGUGGACGGCUUCUGCAUGAACCGGUGCGGCGGCCACGGGGCGAGCCGGGGGCCGGCCCGGUUCGCGUACGCCUGGGUGGGCGAUGCAGAGUCGCAGUGCCCGGGUUACUGCGCGUGGCCGUUCCACCGUCCGGUUUACGGCCCGCAGGCGGCGCCGCUGGUGGCGCCGAACGGUGACGUCGGAGCGGACGGGAUGGUGGUGAGCCUGGCGGCGGCGCUGGCGGGAGCGGUGACGAACCCGUUCGGGGAGGGGUAUUUCCAGGGCGAGGCGGCGGCGCCGCUGGAGGCGGUGACGGCGUGCGCGGGGGUAUUCGGGUCGGGCGCGUACCCGGGUUAUGCUGGGAGCGUGCUGACGGAUGAGACGACGGGUGGGAGCUACAAUGCGCACGGGGUGAAUGGGCGGAGGUACCUGCUGCCGGCCAUGUGGGACCCGCAGACUUCACAGUGCUCCACGCUUGUCUGAGAAAAAUGAGAUGUGAAAAAGGGAACUACUUUGUGAAUAUGGGAUGCUGACGCGGGUUGUACUUUGGGCUACGGGAUGUGUGGAUAUGUUGUUGUAAUGCAUGACGUGUUGUACAUUGCAUUUUAUGAUCUGAUAAUGAAACAGUUGGGUACGUGAAGCCAACUGUAUCGUGUUAAUCAUGUUGUUUUUACUAAGCCAAAAGAAGGAAAUGCUUUAUGGUUGCUAGGAGGAUUAAUUGUUUAUUUC